Trichogramma pretiosum is the source of this 7677-nucleotide messenger RNA. It is a transcript of the gene Atg17, whose product is annotated as RB1-inducible coiled-coil protein 1. Gene Ontology annotation, biological process: positive regulation of protein phosphorylation; autophagy of mitochondrion; autophagosome assembly. Bases 1433 to 5248 code for a protein of 1271 amino acids. Gene Ontology annotation, cellular component: phagophore assembly site membrane; extrinsic component of membrane; Atg1/ULK1 kinase complex. The record is from RefSeq and is a predicted model, not a curated record. NCBI's taxonomy places the organism in Eukaryota, Metazoa, Arthropoda, Insecta, Hymenoptera, Trichogrammatidae. Gene Ontology annotation, molecular function: molecular adaptor activity; protein kinase binding. The transcript has 12 exons.
GCGUGUGUAUAUUUACCUAGCUAUAUCUGUAUAUAUGCACAAUUAAUAGAUAGAUAUACGCGCGAGCAAGUGCGACAGUUGCCAAGACUUACGUGCGACGAAAAAUCAAGAAAAACGAAGCGAGAGAGUGCGUCUCUUGCGCUCUUGUCGGUGAAUUUCGUUGCUCUCUCGUGCGUGUUUCAUCGUUGAACCGCGAGUUUUCGCGGAAGUCGACGACUACGACAAAGAUAUUCGCCCAAAGCGAGAGAAAGUGUGUGUAGUACAUCGAAGGGGCCUGGAGCUUCCUUUUUAUCGUGCUCACACACACACGUACAGCAGCAUUUCGAGCUACAACGUCGUCAACCCCGUCGACACGCAUCACAUACACACACACACAGUCGCAGCUCCGAACUAGCAACAAUCUCGCAAUAAUAUAAAACAUUUGCGAGUUGUCUUUUGUUCGUUGACGAGCUGUGCACACCGUUCUCUAUCUGUCUUACGCUGUCUCGCUCUCUCUCGAGUGAGAGAGACAGUCAUAACACGCUCGCAAACGUAUAUACCACCGAGCCCGGAGUACAGCCCUUUGUUCUCCUAUAUACGAGUCAGUCUGUACAGAUACCUGCGCUCGGCAGUGGAUAUUUUCAUGCGAUAAAAUAAAAAAAUCACAAGAGGGCUUACUACCCAAUGUACAUAAGACAGUUACGCAGCUAUCGUCGUCGGAUCAUUACGAUACGAGCGUGAUAUCGUGGCUGAGAAUGGAUGACAAUUACGUCGUUGAUGAAGCAAUAAAACAAGCUUAACUUAGUCAAGAAAAGAGCACAUUGCUUCUUUACUAAACCUCAACUUAAGGCUGUAAUAAAUACUGUAUUAAAGGAAAGCAUAUUUUCCAGCUCUUAUCACGGAUUUGUGCAGAUAAUUUAGUGAAUGAUAGUAUAACUAGUCAAAAGCGAGCAAAUUUUUUUACUGAAAAUUGUUGUUUGUAAGCAAGGUUCCUAAGAAUUUCUCAAGUUGUUAAUUAACUACAACCAUUGUUCAAGCAAGCGUCUCAUUGAUCUCUCAGUAUAACUGUUAAAUAAUAAGCUAAUUUCAACGGCAUAGUAAUUUAACUUGUCACAGAAUUCAGUAUAAAAGAAUAUUAUUCAGUUUUCAAUUGAUCUGAAUGAAAUUGAUAAAUAUCAGCAAGUUGGCCAACGUUAGAGCAUCAAAGGCUCUUUAGAUUAAAAUUGGUGAAUCGAGCAGGUAACUGUUUUGGUCUUUCUGAUGAGCACAGCAAAGUCAGGGGCCAUCCUCGAACAGUUACAACAACCUGGGGAUCGGCCCCGGUUGAGCUGACUAAAAGGCUUCAAACAAUAGUCAGUUAUUUGAUGACCAUCAAGCCAGAGCAGCUAGGAGUUUGCCUUGACCUGCUGCAGCUGCAUCACCAUCUUCUAUCAAGAGCAGCAGUCAGAAGAGCAUGAACAUGUUGUACGUAUUUCAUGUUGAAACCGGCUGCACCUACACAUUCGAGAUCAAACAUGCUCUGGAUAGCGUGCUCGAGCUGAAGGAGGCUAUCGAGCGAGAAUGCGACAUCCCGGUGUCGGAUCAGGUGCUGCUGAUGAGCGGCGGCGAGUGCCUCGACCCGUCGACUCGAGUCUGCACCUACUCGGCGGGCACCGACACCACCAAUCCGAUCUUCCUGUUCAGCAAGGGCAUCAUCGCGAAGGACACGCCUCCGGUGCCGAAGAUCGACACUGGUUUCGAUACGGACCUGCAGAACCAGCUGGACGAGCUGGUGGACGCGCCGCCGACCUUCAGCACCCUCGUGUCGCGCGCCCAACUGUCCCAGCAGUACCUGAGCCUGGCCAAGGACCAGGAACGCAUCUGCGCGCGCCUCGUGCACGAGCAGCACCAACAGCAGCAGGGAUGGUUUGCUUGCAUCGCCAAUCUCGAGGACAUCUACGACAGCUUCCAGGGACGCAUCAAGGACUUCGAGCACAACUUCACCGGGUACCUGGAGGCGCGUAGCCGCCAUUUGAACCUCGUCGGCUGCUUCACCGAGGAUAUUCCCAUUCUCAGGAAGAUACCGAUUUUGCCGGCACUGAAGGGCUACGCCUUGGGUGACUUCGGCAUUAGUCCUGACGAUGAGCCGCGUCAACUGCAGAUCGAGAACGGCAAUCAACAACAACAACAACAGCAGCAGCAGCAGGAGCAACAGCAAGAAGAUGGAAAUAUGAUCGUUGGUACUAACGAAAGGUCGAUCACUCUCUGUGAGUGGAUUUCGACAAAGGACACUCGGACCACCUUGGAGGAAGCGUGUGAAUCAUACUCCCGGGGGAUCGAACUAUAUGACGAAAACACGCUGGAACAGUUGAAGAUCGAUAUCAACAACUUGCUGCUGCCGGCUGCGAAAUCGGAGAUGAAGGAGAUCAAGGGUCUGGGCGAGCGUCUGUACCAGCUAGAAGCGCUGAUGGUGCAAGUGAGAAAGCUGGUCGCCGAGCAGAACGAUCUCGCGCAGAGCUUUCAAGCGAACAUGAAACGCGUGUCGAAUCUCAACGACGACAGCGUCCUGCCCGAUCUUAGCGAGUCCCAUAUCAAGCAGCUUCUCGUCAUGCAAAAAAAUCACAAUCAACUUAGGGACAUUCGUCGGAGGUGUACCAAGGCAAAAGAGGAAUUGUCAGCGAGUUUGCAUCGUCGACUCAAGUGGGUGGUGGAUCUCGAAUGCAAGUUGUCUGCGGUAGACGCCAACCUCCUCAUGAAUGGGGAGCAAACCAAACGAAUGCGCCGCCAGCUCGACAUACUCUACCAGAUCCACACGUCUCCGGAGAUGUAUCUCAUGGCCGUAUGCGAGGUCGUGCGUCGGCGCACCUUCUCCCAGGCCUUCCUGCUAUGGGCCAGGCAGCUGUCCGAUCAACUGCGUAGCGUCCACAACGAGGAGGUCGAGCGACGCAACACAUUCAUGGUCAGAUUCGGGACCCACUUUCUCACUCCGCUAUUUCCCGGUCUUGAGGACAUUCCCCCUCCGUUCGCCACCGUGGCACCACCGAGCUUCGACACCAACUUGCCCAAAUUGACGGCAGAGGACAUAGAGCUUCUCAAGAGGCUGGUGCCCGAUCUGGCCGACAGUGUAGCGACGCCUGACCUUAACAGUAUCACACAGUUUUUCCUGUCGAAAAGCCUCAGCGACAGCAACAGCGAUGUUAACAAGGAAAGUAACUCGAUGCCUGUAGAUCUUCCACCCAAAGACCAGGAAACUAUAAAGCCUACAUUAGUUAGUGACAGAGGAGAAUUCGGAUCAGAGACGGACACAGAUGAGUUCGAGAAAAUCGGCCAAGCUGCUCUGGAUUCGAAACUCACAUCGUACGAGGGUAGCGCUAAACAACAUCCUACGCAGCAACAAUUUUAUAUCAAUCAUUUGGAGGAAUGCGUGGCCAAAAGUCGGGAAGAGAACGAACGUCUCAGAAAUCUCGUGCGAAACAUGAAAUCCGUCACAAGCGAUUCUCUGCUCAAUCUCCGUGGUGAAUUAAAUAUUUUGCGCGAGCACACCAUAAGCGAGCGCACAGCUGCAAGCGAAAUCGUAGACAAGGUUGGCCAGAUGGUUAACGUUCACAUGGAGUCACUGAGGCAACGGGAACAGGAGAUGACUGUCGAUCACGAGCUGGAAAUGGCAGAUUUGAAAAAGUUACUGUUGCAAAAAGACGAGGAAUUGCAAGGAAUGAAACGAGCAUUGAUGGAAAAGGAACAAGAAGUGCAAGAACAGGAAAGAUUGGCGAGGACCAUCAUGAGAAAAUAUGAGGCUGAACUACAGCAAGUUAACGAAUUUAGAAAUGUUUACGGGCAAAUGAAAGAAAGACUUGAACACGCGCAAGCGGAAAAGGAAAAUUCCUUGAAAGAGUUAAGCGAAGAGGCCCUUCUGAAGACCAACCGUCUUGAAAGCGAUUUAGAACAGUGUCAAAAAAGAAUACGCGAGUUGGAGGCCAAAGCUGUAACUUCUGAGAUGGAACACCAAAAGGCGUUCAAAGACGAGCUUGAAAAAAUACAAUUAAACUACAAAGCUCAACUGGAUACCAUAAGAAGCCGAUUUAAAUUAAUGACAGCUUCAGCCAUGGAACGAAGUCCCAGCGAUUCUAGUUUAGAAAAGAUUGAGAGAGUCGAUGUGAUCGAGCUUGUCAACCACGAGACAAUACUUGCACAAACCAAGAAGGAUUUCGAACUCGAAAAGGAAGAGGCAAUAAAGAAGGCCGUCCGAGAAGAACGAACAACUUUGACUCGCGAUUUGCGUAUGGCUAACGAAAUCAUAAGUCAACAUGAACGAGAUCUUUUAAUUUAUCGACAGCGUGAAAGUGCUUUACUUGAAGAAUGCAAACAUCACAAGGACGCUUUGCAGCAACGACUUGACCAAGCUGAAAAUGUGAUCAGAAGUUUAGAAAGCGAUAAAGCCAAUCUCAAAGUCACCUGCACAACCAAUCGUGACGAAAUUGAGCAAAAAAAUAAUCUCGUCGAGCAGCUAAAGGCGAAGCAAGAAGAGCUUAAGAGAGAACUGGACGAGGAGAGACUGAAAAUGAGCCAAGGCAACGAUGAUCUCGUUACAUCCAAAAGCAGCUCGGAUAAGAGCGACAUUCAAGUUUCUGAGUCAAAGAAAGUCCGUCUUGAAGAAGAUCUGAAUUCGCUGUCGGUUCGUGAGAGCGAUAACAGACAUCGUAGCCACUCGUCUCGGUAUCGAAAUGCCAAGGAGCGUACAAAACGAAAUGCUUACACAUCGGACUCCAUGAUGGGGUCUGCAGCUACUGCAAUCGGCGAUAAUCGAGACAUGAAUACCUCCGUAUGUGUAGUUUCUGACUUAUCGUUAACGGGUGUGCGGGCCGAUUCAGCUACUAGUAUGGAUCGUCGUCGUAGCGACGGCAGCGGCAUGUCCUCUUCGAUGCGCGACAAAUUCGUCAAAAGCACCAACAGUUUCAACCAACAGACCAAAAUUACUUGCAGCAGCUGUAAUCCAGGCGACACAGUACUUGUAAUAUGGAAUCAAGAGCAUAGAAAUUAUACAGUGUUUCAAGAAUCAUCGACUAUAUAUUUUCUAAACUCCGACUGUAUGCCCGCUUUGGAUCUCAAAAUAUCGAGCGACGGAACACCAGAAAAGUUGCAUACUCUUGCUGAAGUUAUCGAUAAAGAGUACUGCUCGGCCAGAAAAACGGAAAAUCGCUACAAAGUACCAAAAGGGACGAAAUUUUAUCGCGUGCGAGUGGCGGCUCACAAAAAGUCAAACGCCGCAGUUACGCCUGGGAAGAGUCAAUAGAAGUUGAGAAAGGCCCUUGGAGAACGAUAUGACAUGUUCUUUAUUUUUAAAUUAAAGUUAUGGAUCGAAAUGAUUUUCGAGCUAUGGUUGAAUCUCGCUAAAAAAUGAAUGGAAGCAUGUGGCUUUAGUGCGUGAAAUGAGUGAAAAAGUGAGUGCAAUGUGAGAUUUGAUAUUGAUUUAAAUCUACGAUAGUUGUAUCAAUGUGAUAAUAGGUAAAAAUCGAAAAAAAAUACUAGAAGAUAAUGGAUCGACGAUUUAAGUAUUUAUAAAUGUCAAAAGCUAAGAGGGCCAUUUCAAAAGUCUAAUUUGAAUUUUUUAUAAUUGUUAAUUUCGUACGAAUUCUAUGAUGAUUCUUAAAAAGAGGAGCAAUUUUUUUUUUUUUUUUUUUAAAACAAACAUCGAUUUUUCUUAAGUCGAAAAAAUCCAAUAAGUUAUAUUACUUAAUAUUAAGUAAAAAGAUACCUGAAAAUUUAUAUUUAAAGUAUUUACAUUCGAUUUCCGAUUGAUUUUUCCAUAAUUAAUUACUUGUACAUUUAAUUUGAUAUAAUAUGAACUUUUUAUGAAAAAGAUAAACUUUAAGUUUCAUCGCUAAACUAAUCACAAUCUGUUUAUGAUUUGUUAUUUGGUGACAUACCAUUAACUUAUAGUAGUCGCAAAUGACUACUUUCAAUCAUAAAUUCAUCAUCCGGACAUUUCAUCAAUCGUGCAAUGAAUUGCGUAUUAUAUACGAUAAGUUACUAAAUUGCUAUAAACCUUACGACAAUUAGUUAUUAACUUAAGAUUGUUUUUCUUCAUUAAGCGUAUAAAAAAUAUUGGAUAUUUAUUAAUGAAAUAUAUAAAGCGUGAAUUUAUAGCAAAAAUAAUUUAAAAAAAACCAUAGGGCACCGACCGUUCUUACCGAUGCACGUAUAUAAUAAUUAUAUACAUUAUAUAUAAAAAUAUAACAUAUAGUGACACUUUGCAUAGAGUGUAACGUAAAAAUAGCUGUGAUCAAUGCGACGUGUUGCCACUCGACGGAAAACUUGCGAGCACAGCAUAAUCGAACUUUUUUACUUUUUUUAUAUAUGUAUUAUCUAAUAAUAUGUAUUACGUAUCUAUUGCGUUUUUACAAUGUACAGAGUGAAAUGAAUUAUUAAUUUUAAUUUCAUGAAUUUGAAGGUUUCGAACUGAGAUUUUCCGGGGAGUGGCCUUCACCUCUAUUAUAAAUAAAUAUUUCUGUCAACGUUUUCACGUCGUAUAUAGUAGUGAAUUAGCAUAUAACAAUUCUCAUGUGAAUUAAAAACAUGAAAGUAGGAAAUGUAACAGUAAUGAUGUUAAACAAUGCUACAUGUAUUUGCCUCUGUUUUUCAUCCCCUCGAUCGAAACUAAGCAGAAGAGCUUCGUUUUAUUUUUAAGUUGAACAAUUCAGAAUGAUAGAAAAACUUGGCUGAAAAUUUGAAAUGGAAUAAAGAAUCAAUUUCUUAAAAUGAUUCUUACAACAGUACACUUUUGGCGUUUAUUAAUAAUAAACACGAUUGUGAUCUAUCUCUUUGUCGUCCAUAACAUUUUAAUAUUUAUACAGAAAUGUAUCAUGACCAAUCUUAAAGUCAAUCCUUUUCAAGAAACCCUGAAUUUUUACUUUAGUAGACUAUUGUAUGAGCCUUGCACAUGCUCAAAAUAAAACUUCCCAUUGUUCGUCGUGUUUUAAAGAAUGAAAAAAUAGAAAAUGGAAAAAAAUGAAAUAGAUAAUGGCGAGUGAUUUCAAAAAAUUCUUGUAAUCUCACGUGCACAUUUCUCAAAAAGUUAAUUAUUAACUUUAUAUAAUACAAUGGGAUAAAGCUCAAACAUCAAAGUUACGUGCCUGCUGUAAAUUUUAUCAAUAAUUAAGUGUAUUAUGUACCUUUUUCAGCUGAUGUGAUGAUCGAAUGUUACUACUAUACUUUCAUUGUUUGUAUACAAGUAAAAGAUUUAGAUUGUGUGAAAACCUGAAUGAAUUGAAACAUGAUGGACUCCAUUGAAAGAGUUUGAAUGAACUUAUUGGCGCAGUUGAAUGCGCCGUGACGAAGCUUAAUAAUAAAAAUCGUUACAAUUAAAGUAGAAAAUCUACAAAAAAUCACCCCUUUAAUCAAAGAGCGUGUAAAGGAAACUAAUUAUUUCUGAUUAAGAUAGAUUCACGAUCGAAGAAAAUGUUGAAAACUCGGCACUUGAAGAACGUGCGAAAGGAUAAGGAUUAUGUAUAAAGAAUUCUCGAUUUAUUUUAUGAGAAGUGAUUAAUACUUUUUUUAUUAUGAUACAAUCCACGCAUGUCACUUUUGAAUGCGAAUCUGUAAUAAAUUGAAAAUUGUAUAGACAUGCAGAAUAGCAUUAUCAUCGUUAUAAAUGAAUAAAAUGCAAAAAAAAUGAUGCAAAAUUAAUUGAUAAUAAAAAAACAAGUGUCUUUUACAUGAGAA